Tripterygium wilfordii is the source of this 2695-nucleotide messenger RNA. RefSeq names its product heptahelical transmembrane protein 2-like. Gene Ontology annotation, cellular component: membrane. Lineage: Eukaryota; Viridiplantae; Streptophyta; Magnoliopsida; Celastrales; Celastraceae. Gene Ontology annotation, molecular function: signaling receptor activity. The record is from RefSeq and is a predicted model, not a curated record. Bases 163 to 1209 code for a protein of 348 amino acids. Gene Ontology annotation, biological process: response to hormone. The transcript has 9 exons.
CACGAAAGAGUAUCGGAGAUGUAUAAAAAGGCAGUACCUGUACUCGAACAAAGGUAAGAAAGAGGGGAAGAGACAGAGCUCGGACCAGAUAUCCCCUUGACAAGGCGGAUUCCUCGCCGGAACUUCGAUUCCCGACGAAUAUUUCGGCGAGGUCACGGCAAUAUGAAAGGUCAUCAACAGUACUGUAACCAUAAUAAAUCAGAGGAGAAGGUGAAGAAGCAGAAGAGGCGAUUGAUGAAGUACGGAGACUUGCCGGAGUACUUGAAGGAUAACGAAUACAUAUUGGAUUAUUACAGAUGCGAGUGGCCAUUGAAGGAUGCCUUCCUCAGCAUCUUCUCUUGGCACAACGAAACCCUCAAUGUCUGGACGCAUUUGGUCGGAUUCUCGAUAUUCGCGGCGUUAACGGUGAUGAGCUUGACGGAGGACGGCGGCGGGUUGAUCAGCAAUUUCUCCAGAAAGCAGGUUUCGUCGCUGAUGAUGACGACGACGACGAUGAAGAAUGACACGAACGUCUCUGAUCAUCAUGAUGUGUUUCCGGAUUCACAUUUGAGAUUACAGCUAGCAGUGUUGCAUGUUCAUGAAGAUGGUUCUGAUGGUGGUAUAGCAAGAUGGCCAUGGUUUGUUUUCUUAGGUGGGGCGAUGGGGUGCUUGAUUUGCAGCUCCCUCUCUCACCUCUUCGCUUGCCAUUCUAAGCGUUUCAACCUCUUCUUCUGGCGGCUUGAUUAUGCAGGAAUCUCACUUAUGAUAGUUUCUUCAUUCUUUGCCCCAAUUUACUAUGCCUUCUCCUGCCACCCCAACACGCGACUCUUUUAUCUCACGUCCAUAUCUGUGCUCGGAGUCCUUGCUAUCAUUGCCCUCCUUGUGCCAGCUCUUUCUGCUCCCAGUUUCCGAGGGUUCCGGGCCUCCUUGUUCCUCUCCAUGGGAUUCUCAGGGGUUAUCCCAGCAUCACAUGCUGUUGCCCUUCAUUGGGGGCAUCUGCACAUAUUUGUAUCCCUCGGUUAUGAACUCGCAAUGGCCAUUUUUUAUGCCGUGGGAGCCGUGUUUUAUGUUAGUAGAAUACCUGAACGAUGGAAGCCUGGUGCAUUCGAUAUUGCAGGACACAGCCAUCAAAUUUUCCAUGUCUUUGUUGUUUUAGGGGCUCUUGCCCAUAGUGCUGCCACUCUUGUUAUUCUGGAUUUUCGACAGGGAUCACCAGCAUGUGUAUGUUAGUUAUACUCUGGGGGAGGGUAUGUUCCUCCCAGCUUGCUUUGUACCACUAGAAAUAAUUAUAUGCAGUUUUAUUGAAGUGGAGAUAUCCUGUUACUAUACUUUGAAAUCUCAGAAAUACUUGAUUUCUCUUCAGACCAUCUAAGAACCCACCAAUUAACCUAGCAUGGACUAGUUGUAUACAAGUAUGGAGCAAUGAGUGCUAGUUUCCAUUCCAGAAUUCCUCAAUGGUGAGGGUACCGAUGAAUCACUCAACAAAUCCUUUCUGGUGGUAUAUUUCAUCAGUGGUAGAGUUGCGUGGGUGUAACCUAGAGGUCACGUGUUUAUUUCCCUCUCAAUAGUUGCCUUUCAAAGGCCGGAUUGCGAGUUCCCGGGAACAGCCUCUCCACAUAUUUGUGGGGUAAAGUAUGCGUACAUCUUGUAUGUUCCCGGACUGUUGCCGGAGCCUUGUGCACGAUUGUUAAGAAAUACAGCAUAUGAACAAAUUCUUCUGUCUCAAUGCAGCAAAAGCAAACUGUAUCAAUAACUAUUCAGAUGCCUAAUUUACUGUCAGUAAUGUCUCAUUUCUUGUAAUGAACUGUCCCAGUCAUCUCCUCCUCCAGGGACUCAAAGUUCAUUACCAUUUCUCUUGUUUCCUAAGAGCGAGGAGGAGAAAGUUCAUUACCAUUUCUCUUGCAGGUCUCAAAGAAAAACUUCUGGUAUUAUUCACUCCAUUGACAUUCAUUCUCGGAAGCACACUUGUCUGGCUGGAGGCUCCUCAGGUAUAGUCUUUUUGUGUGGGAUCUACGGUGGCAAAAGGAGCCAAUUGUUCCGUGUGGUGCGGGUGAGGCUGCUAGCCUGCUACUCAUUCUCUGUCUGAAAGUGAGGUGUGGGAGGUUCACUUUGACUCAAACAUUAGCAGCUUCACAUCCCAACAAAUCUUACCAGCUAUGAUCUGCUCAGAAGAUGGUAUUCUUGCUGUUGUUGAACAAGGUGAGGAACCUAUCGAGCUCUUAGCUGAACCUUGUGCCAAUCAAUAGCUUUGACAUUGACUGGCACAAUCCUUCGGAUAUCAUUUGUAGUUUGGAGUGGGAAUCUAUAGAAAUCUUGACAAGGUCAUAAAAGUCUUAUGGACAUGAAGGAUUCAAAGUUCAAAAAUAAUUGAUUGGCUUAUGGCCUUAUAGGUAUGACUGAUCUCUACAGUUGUCCUUGAUGAACCGGGCUUCAAGAACUGGUAUGGGUGUUGGCACCUUUCCUGCAAGAAGCUGGAUCAAGGGUGAUUAUGAUAACAUGAUUGGUGCCAUCCCAUGUUUGAAAGUAAACAGAAACGCGAAGUAGAGAUGAUGUAUAACUUCAAGGGAGGACCCCAUCGAUUCGUCUUUUGAUAUAUAUUGAGGUGGGCUUACUAUUUAGAUGUUUUCAGCGGUUAUCCGCUCCGCACUUGGCUACCCAUAUUUUUUUUCUUCACUUCAUUACAUUCAAUCCAAGUGACCUUGAUUGUUGUUUUCUA